Messenger RNA from Brassica rapa (field mustard), 947 nucleotides. Its product is annotated as membrane-anchored ubiquitin-fold protein 1. The record is from RefSeq and is a predicted model, not a curated record. Gene Ontology annotation, molecular function: protein binding. NCBI's taxonomy places the organism in Eukaryota, Viridiplantae, Streptophyta, Magnoliopsida, Brassicales, Brassicaceae.
AAAAGUAGUUUAUGGACUGAUGGGAAAAUUCAAAGGCGCAUAGAAGGGAAGAAUGUGAGAGAAAAGUGGAAGCUUUGACCGCCAUUGAUUCUCUACACUCACGUCAUCUCCUCAUCUCAUUUCCCAACUCUCUCUCUCUCUCUCUCUGAUGCGUGUUCUUGUCUUUCCUUUAGAUUCAUUGGCUCAGAUCAGUCACAGAGCCAAGUAGAAGAAUAACGAGCAAAGAAGGUCCAGUGGGGAUUUUCUGACAUUGACAAAGUGCCAAGUCUACACUCUUUUAACUUUUUUUUGCAAAUAGAUAUGGCAGAAGUUGAUAAUCAACUAGAGAUCAAGUUUAGGCUAACUGAUGGUUCUGAUAUCGGCCCUAAAGCUUUUCCUGAUGCUACAACUGUUUCCGCCUUGAAGGAAACUGUUAUUUCUCAAUGGCCUAGAGAAAAGGAAAACGGGCCGAAGACAGUGAAAGAGGUGAAGUUGAUAAGCGCAGGGAAAGUUUUGGACAACAACAAGACGGUUAAAGACUACCGAAACCCUGUCUCUAAUCUCGUAGGUGCUGUCACCACAAUGCACGUUAUCAUCCAACCUCUGCUUACUGAAAAAGAAAAGAAGCCUAAAGGAGAUGAUCCUAAGAUGAACAAAUGUGUCUGCACGGUCAUGUAAGAGAAACGCAAGUAAUCUCGAGAGAGACAGAUUACAGGUCUGGUUCCCUCACGUGGUUUGGUAUAGAUUGUUUGCUGAUACAUAAUCAUAAGUGUUGAACCUCUUUUCUUCUUCUUUUUUUAUAAAUCAAAUCUUUUUUGCUAGCUUGUUGCAAGAAUCACAGAUAGAGUGAAUCAUAGAUGUAGUAGUGGAUUCAGAACUUGUUGAAACACACAAAGAGACUCUGCUUUACCUCUGUUUUCAGAACCUUUUUGUCUCAUCUAAGAAUUCCAGAAUAGAGUUUCUCUCUC